Molecule: messenger RNA, 1995 nt
Organism: Olea europaea var. sylvestris
Lineage: Eukaryota; Viridiplantae; Streptophyta; Magnoliopsida; Lamiales; Oleaceae
Exons: 2
Coding region: 347-1540 (397 amino acids)
Biological process (GO): N-acetylglucosamine metabolic process; protein N-linked glycosylation
Cellular component (GO): membrane
Molecular function (GO): beta-1,4-mannosylglycoprotein 4-beta-N-acetylglucosaminyltransferase activity
Source: RefSeq, a predicted model, not a curated record
UUUAUAAAUGAAAUUAUAAAUUGUGUAGAAAACAAGAGAAACGACUCCCUUGUAAUCUUCAAAAACUGCCAUCCAUUCACCAGAAAGAGGCUUCCAAUCAAAAGAACACAGCUUUUUCUGGUCUUUUUUUAUUUCUGUCCGUCUGUCAGUCUGUUGCAUUACAUUAUAUUAAUUCUUUUCAAUAUUCCUUUCAAAUUUAAUCUAUUUUAACUUCUUUUGCCAAUUUUAAGAGGAUUGUCAUAAAUACUUGAAGUUGGAGAUCUCGGCACUUGGGGUUUUGUUGGAAUCUUUUUGAGUAGCAUUUUUGUGGGAUUUUGAAAUCAAGGGGUGGGGUGUUGAGGAAGAUAUGUCGAGUGUUUCAAGAAUAUGGGAGAAAGUGUGUGUGAUGGCAGAAGGGGGAUCUCAUUAUUGUUCCAAGAAGACCGAUGAUAAUUGUGAUGAGGAUUCAGCUCGAACAUUGAGCAUGGCGAGAUUGAAGUGUAUUCUUAGGGGGCUGGAUAUAAAGGCCUAUAUAUUUCUUUUCGUCUUGGUACCAACAUGCGUUUGUGUUAUAUAUUUGCAUGGACAAAAGAUCACAUACUUUUUGCGGCCUUUAUGGGAGUCACCUCCUAAGCCCUUCCAUGAAAUUCCUCACUAUUAUCAUGAGAAUGUUCCGAUGGAGAACCUUUGUAAACUUCAUGGUUGGGGAACACGUGAGUUUCCAAGGCGUGUUUUUGAUGCAGUGUUGUUUAGCAAUGAGCUGGACAUGCUCAAGCUAAGAUGGAAGGAAUUAUACCCUUAUGUGACGGAGUUUGUUCUACUUGAGUCAAAUUCAACAUUCACUGGACUCCCAAAGCCUUUCGUCUUUGCUGCUAAUCGAGAUCGAUUUAAGUUUGUCAACUCAAGAUUGACUUAUGGGCAAAUUCCUGGGAGAUUUCGGAAAGGUGAAAACCCAUUUAUCGAGGAAGCUUAUCAGAGACUUGUAUUGGACUAUCUUCUCAAACAAGCUGGUAUUCAGGAUGAUGACUUACUAAUAAUGUCAGAUGUUGACGAGAUACCAAGUAGACAUACUAUUAAUCUCUUGAGGUGGUGCGAUGACAUACCUUCGAUCCUCCAUCUUCGGUUGAAGAACUAUUUGUAUUCAUUCGAGUUUCUUCUUGACAAUAAUAGCUGGAGAGCUUCAGUUCACAGAUAUCAAUCUGGGAAGACGAAGUAUGCACAUUAUCGGCAAUCAGACGACAUUUUGGCAGAUGCAGGGUGGCAUUGUAGCUUUUGCUUCCGACACAUUAAGGAGUUCAUAUUCAAGAUGAAAGCUUACAGUCAUGUGGAUCGUGUCAGAUUUUCUCAUUAUUUGAAUCCUAGAAGAAUCCAGAGAGUAAUCUGCCGAGGGGCUGAUUUAUUUGAUAUGCUACCAGAAGAGUAUACCUUUAGAGAAAUAAUUGGGAAAAUGGGGCCAAUUCCCCAUUCAUACUCAGCCGUGCAUCUCCCCGCAUAUCUUUUACAAAGUCCCGAGGAAUAUAAAUUUCUCUUGCCCGGAAAUUGCAUACGAGAAAGUGGCUGAAUUUAUGGAUCCCAUAUGUGUACUUUUCAUGAAGGUUGAGUCCAGCUUUGGCUCCUGGCUAAGGAGGAUUUUCAUUGAUUAACCGUUGACUGGGGUGUGUUGCUUUUAUAAUCAUGCUACAUGUCAGGUCAUAUUUAUAUCAUUCUUUUCAAAUGUUUCGGGAAAAAAUGGGCACAUUCUUGGAUUUCUAGAGUGUGUUCUUGUAUAUAACUUGAUUUUGAGCUGGUUUUCACGCAUAAUGGAGAGUAUCUAUGUUACUAAUAUUCCAGUUUUCUUUAACAGAAUUGCGGGAUUCUGUACUAAUUUAUCCUCAAUGUAUUAUCUGCGAAUAUCGCCCCCCAGAAGACUCAUUGUGGUUUCUUGAUUACCUUUGGGACAUAUUCUAUUUACGAAUUGUGUUGCUCACUUUCUGAUCUGUGCUGAGUUUCUUAUAGAUAUGAAGUUUCUAUUUUGUC